This is a messenger RNA of Andrographis paniculata, 1793 nucleotides long. RefSeq names its product protein NUCLEAR FUSION DEFECTIVE 6, mitochondrial-like. Lineage: Eukaryota; Viridiplantae; Streptophyta; Magnoliopsida; Lamiales; Acanthaceae. The coding region runs from base 955 to 1380 and encodes 141 amino acids. The transcript has 8 exons. The record is from RefSeq and is a predicted model, not a curated record. Gene Ontology annotation, cellular component: mitochondrion.
AUGCAGCAGAGCGCUGUGUUGCACAGGCAUUACUUCUUAGACUUUCCCUUCCGACGGGAGCGAUUGCGGAGCAUACAGGCCUCAUGUGCUUCCUACAGUAGUAAUUGUUUUUUUGAUGAGAUUAUUAAUUUGUGAUCUGCUUGCCGCAGAUUUCGAUAGCUGAAAGAUGGCGACGAAGCGUGCUGCUGCACCGGCGGUCCGUGCUUAUACUGCUUUACGGAACGCAGCUCCUUAUUCGGCUCUAGCCAGGGGCCUACACGUCCGGAGGAAGAUAUCAUCUUGAAAGUGCUAGCAUGGUUGUACACAUCUAAUUGACUGAUAGAGCUGUUCAAGGCUACACCUGGUAGCAAGAAGAUUGUUGGCAUUUUCUACAAGGCAAAUGAGUACAUGCCUCAAUGAAUCCCAAUUUCCUUGGAUGUGUUGAGUGCGCUUUUGGCACACGUGGAUGGUUGGAAUCCCAGGGUCACCAGUACAUAGUAACCGAUGACAAAGAAGGACCCAUUGUGAGCUUGAGAAGCACAUACCCGAUCUUCACGUGCUGAUAACCACUCCUUUCCACCCGGCGUAUGCAACAGCAGAGAGGAUCAAGAAUGCGCAGCUGCUGCUCACUGCUGGCAUUGGCUCUGAUCAUAUGUCGAUCUCAAGGCAGCAGCAGCUGCUGGGCUUACAGUGGCAGAGGUCACCGGGAGCAAUGUUAUUUCAGUUUGCUCAAGACGAGCUUAUGAGGGUACUAAUACUUGUUCGAAACUUUGUUCCUGGACACCAUGAGGUAACUACCGGGGAAUGGAAUGUUGCAGGCAUUGCUUAUCGAGUUCAGGGGUCGGUUAACAGUUCAGGGGCGGUUGAUUUAUAUGAAAGUAGGAAGCCCAUUAAGGCCCAAUAGAGUGGGGAUGAGAUUUUUUAUAUCCAUCUAGGGUUUAAGAGCGCAUAGGUUUUGAACGACAGCUGCCAGAAAUGGCGUCAAAAUGUGCAAGGAAUCUCUUUCAACGAUCUUCUAGUUCGGCGAAAGCCUUGAUGCGUAGCGGCCAGUCGUCGUAUUCCAUUGCUGUCAGACCAUCGAAGCUGAAUGGGAUAGCAACUCCCGUCUUCCGCCUCUCGCCUCGCCACCGCCUUUUCGUCUCAUCCAGGCUACCAGUGGAGCUAGGGUGCGGAGAAUCGUUGAUGCCCCUGCAUUCAGUUACUGCAUCGGCAUUGCUACGGUCAAUGCUCGCUUCCAAGGUCAGACGCUGGGGUUAUCUAUCUGAAGAUGCAGCACAACUUGCUGAAAUGUUGCAGAAAGAAAAUUCUCCACAUGGUAAUCGCAUUGGCUACCUCGCUAGAGCUCAGACAGAUCAAAAUGUGCCAAUUAAGGCUGGAAGUGGUCAGUGUGAUAUUCUGUAAAUGAUGCCAGCUAAAGCCUGCCUGCCAGGUAUAUUUCUAAUUAAAUGCUUGAUGGUAAUUUAGUUUUUUCUUAUCUUUGAGGCGUGCUAUGAUAACAAUGGAUGUUGUGCUUUCUAGUCAAGAUUAUUGGAUUCAGGAGUAUUGGCUAUUGCUGAAUGGGAUCUCAUAAUUGAGGGGGUUCUGAAUAAUUGACGUGCUUGGUUGUAGUUUGAACCAAGGAAACUGUCUUUGGAGCAUGGUGGACGGACGGUUCAAUCUUUUUAUCAUUUGUAGCUCCAAUGCGCAAAGACUAGAGCAUGUUCUUCAUGGCAGAAACUUUCAUAAGCCUUUGUUUUGUGCUUUUCAAUGCCUAUUCCUAUUUCUAAUUUGUCCCUUUGGCAGGAUGGAAUACCUCGUGAGAUGUUCUUCUUUUC